AUGAAGUUAAUCGUCUUUUCAUUAUUUUUGGUGUUAUUGUUUAUGAAUAGCAUCAAAGCAGCAGAAAUUAAGAAAACCAUCACUGUCGUCCCAAGCGCGACAAACGAUCCUAAAAAGGCUAACGAAGCGCCGCGACAAAGUCAUUGCUAUUCUAACCAAUUCGAAUGCUCGAAUGGCCAGUGUAUCGAUUCAAACUUAAUAUGUAAUCGCGAAAGAGAUUGCAGAGAUGGUAGCGAUGAAUCUUUUUCGACUUGUUCUCUUGUUAGUAAAAUGACAACUACUACACCAAGAUACGUAGAGAUCAAUAUGGACGCUCGACCCGAGUUCACGUGUUUGAACGGUGAGUUUCUCUGCACGAGUGGUGAGUGUAUUUUACAAAGUCGUAUCUGCAAUGGACGUCACGACUGUCAAGAUGGUAGCGACGAAGGAUCAACGAUAUGUAAUUCAAAUAAGAGACAAUGUCUUACCACUGAGUUCCGUUGCGACAGUGGUGAAUGCAUUCAUAUGGAACUCAGAUGCGACGGUUCCAAUGAUUGCUACGAUUCAUCUGACGAAGACUUUUCACUCUGUCAUAGGAUUAUCAAUCAAGGGCGUGAAUCUAUUGAUAACACUCACGGAGUUAUACCUCUCGAAAUGAGCAGCACUGAUGGCUCUAAGAAAAAGCCUACUCCCUGCGUUGUCCCAAUUCAGCCGACUAAUGGAUGGUGGAAGUUGCACCAAUCGCAAUGUGACUCUGGUAGUGAAUGUAAUCCACCAGAUCAUACGAGAAGCAUGGAUCCGGGCACUUAUCUUGUGUACAGCUGCGAUCACGGUUUCGCAAUCAAUGGUAGUAAAGAUGUACUAUGCGGACCUGGUGGUCAAUGGAUUCAUGAGCCCAAAUGUGAUGAAAUCAGAUGUCACGAGCUUAGCUCCUCUACGACCGAAGCUCUCUGCACGUGGAACAACGUAGCUGUGUCUUGUGAAAUUCCAGCACCAGUUGGUACAACUGCUCAACUGAAGUGUCGCGAAGGUUUUAUGCAGGACAUUACAUUCGAGCAAGUCUAUAAGAACGUCAAGUGCCAAGCCGAUGGAAAAUGGAAUCCUCAACCUAUUCAGUGUAAUAAAAAACCUAGAAAAGUGAAGCUUAUACUGGAAGGUGUGGCAAUUUUUGAGGAUUAA
Phymastichus coffea is the source of this 1158-nucleotide messenger RNA. Its product is annotated as very low-density lipoprotein receptor-like. Gene Ontology annotation, molecular function: protein binding. The transcript is spliced from 5 exons. The record is from RefSeq and is a predicted model, not a curated record. Bases 1 to 1158 code for a protein of 385 amino acids. NCBI's taxonomy places the organism in Eukaryota, Metazoa, Arthropoda, Insecta, Hymenoptera, Eulophidae. Gene Ontology annotation, cellular component: plasma membrane.